UGCUAAAUUGGUAAGUCAGCGAAAACAUUGUUAAUUAAUUCUAAAGUCAAUGAAAGUUUGGUGUUUUUUUGGCGAGCCCCAAAGUUCAUGUUUGUUUUGGCAAUUCGUGUAAAAUUGAGGUUUUUUUUGGCCGAAUUCCCUAAUUAAUUUAGAAGUUGUGGAAAGUUAUAAUAUGAUUGGUAGGGAGAGGACUCGAGAAAAAGGGUUGGGGGGCCAGCCAAUGGGCCCAAUUUCUUCCCCCAACAUCCCACAUGCACACUUCGUCUCUCCAUUCUCUUUCAUUCCGUAUUUCACAAUCUCACUUACUCAUUGAUUGUAAUGUAUUAACCUAUUACUAAUGUUUUAGUAAUCCAAGCGGUCGUAGACUCGUAGCUGGGUGGUAAAGAAAAAACUGGGCUAAAGCGUAUAUCUAUCAAUUUUUUAAAAAAUAAAAAAUCUACCAGUUUCAUUUAAAACAAAAAAAUCUAUCAGUUAUGUUGGAAACUAAAUUAUCAUUUGUUUGAUUAUUAUCUUAUUAUUGUAUUGAUUGAUGUCUUAUUUUACUAUGAUCCAAUUUAAAACCGAAAACAUUUAUUUAUUUAUUGUGUUUUUUUUAUUUAUCAAAUAUUAAUCUAUAGAGUUGGUUCAACAUCGGAAGCUGCUUCGUAUUAACGCCUAAACUAUAAAGAUUAAGGCCAAAUAUAAUAAGUAUAAACAAUGCAGCUUGUAAACCCUAUGGGGGAGAUGUUUCAUACUAAGGCCCAACACAAUGAACUUAAGGGAAGGCCCAAACAUAGUGUAAGGGUAUAUGCGUAAAUAAUAAUAAUCAAACGCAGCAAGUAAACCCUCUACUAAAACCCUAGACGCACUUGUAUAAAAAAAACACCCACAUUGCGCUAGGUUAAUUGCUUACGACGUCACUAAACUCUCCCUUGAAACUUGUCUCUUCCUUCUCAAGCAAACAUGAGAUCUCCUCUAACUGGUGGACGUGGUGGUGGUGAGUUCAGCGGUGGACGUGGUGGACGGGGAGGUAGCUCUGGAGGUAGAGGAAGAGGUUUUGGAGACCGUGGACGCGGCAGAGGCAUGAGAGGAAGAGGUAGAGGAGAGCCUGGUCGCGGAAGAGGAGCACCAGGACGUGGAGGAAUGAAGGGAGGCAGCAAAGUGAUUGUGGAGCCACACAGACACGCUGGAGUGUUCAUUGCAAAGAGUAAAGAAGAUGCUCUUGUUACUAAAAACUUGGUUCCUGGUGAAGCUGUUUACAACGAGAAGAGGAUCUCUGUUCAGAAUGAGGAUGGAACCAAGACUGAGUACAGGGUGUGGAACCCUUUCCGUUCUAAGUUGGCCGCUGCUAUUCUCGGUGGUGUUGAUAACAUUUAUAUCAAACCUGGUGCUAAAGUUCUAUACCUUGGUGCUGCUUCUGGAACCACAGUCUCCCAUGUAUCUGAUAUAGUUGGACCUGAGGGAUGUGUUUACGCGGUUGAGUUUUCUCACAGAAGUGGUAGAGACUUGGUGAACAUGGCUAAGAAGAGAACUAAUGUUAUUCCCAUCAUUGAAGAUGCUAGACACCCUACUAAAUACAGAAUGCUCGUAGGCAUGGUUGAUGUUAUCUUCGCUGAUGUUGCUCAGCCUGAUCAGGCUAGGAUAGUGGCUUUGAAUGCAAAUUUCUUCCUCAAAACAGGAGGUCACUUUGUUAUCUCAAUCAAGGCUAACUGUAUCGACUCAACAGUUCCAGCAGAAGCUGUGUUUCAGAGCGAAGUGAAGAAGCUGCAACAAGAGCAGUUCAAGCCAGCAGAGCAAGUGACUCUUGAGCCAUUUGAGCGUGACCAUGCUUGCGUCGUUGGUACCUACCGUGCGCCUAAGAAGGUCAAGGCUGCUACUGCUGCUUAGUAGUUCAGAGAUUCCUUUUUUUUUUUGGAUUUGGUUCACUCCUUUUUUUUGUUCCUCAGAUUUUGCUUCUAUCUUUCCUCCCUUUAGAAUCUCUAAGGUUUUAGGUUUUUUAUCCAAGUUUUGAGUAUGUAUACUUUUUGAAUCUUGUUAGGCUUUUUAAUCCUGAACUUAUUUAAUCAGAACUGGAUUUUAGAAAAAGUUCUAUAAAAUUUCCCGACUUGUUUGUUUGAAUUAUAAUCAUAAAUAUAACAUGAACCGACUUUCACCCUCGUGGUGAUGAAUGAAUGUCAAUGGUGAGGUUAAAAAAAAGAGAAAAUAUAUUCUUGAACCAGGGAUUUGCUUCGUCACGGCCAUAUCCACAUACCACCAAUACCUGCAACUGUAAGCAACUAUGUUUAAUGAUGAUUCACAACUCUUUAUUUA
Brassica rapa (field mustard) is the source of this 2289-nucleotide messenger RNA. RefSeq names its product mediator of RNA polymerase II transcription subunit 36a. Gene Ontology annotation, molecular function: histone H2AQ104 methyltransferase activity; RNA binding; rRNA methyltransferase activity. The record is from RefSeq and is a predicted model, not a curated record. Gene Ontology annotation, biological process: rRNA methylation; box C/D sno(s)RNA 3'-end processing. NCBI's taxonomy places the organism in Eukaryota, Viridiplantae, Streptophyta, Magnoliopsida, Brassicales, Brassicaceae. Gene Ontology annotation, cellular component: nucleolus; small-subunit processome; box C/D methylation guide snoRNP complex.